This is a messenger RNA of Hypoxylon fragiforme, 771 nucleotides long. RefSeq names its product alpha/beta-hydrolase. NCBI's taxonomy places the organism in Eukaryota, Fungi, Ascomycota, Sordariomycetes, Xylariales, Hypoxylaceae. Gene Ontology annotation, molecular function: hydrolase activity. The coding region runs from base 1 to 771 and encodes 256 amino acids. The transcript has 4 exons. The record is from RefSeq and is a predicted model, not a curated record.
AUGCUCAGUUUCACCUAUCUACUUGCUCUUAUGAGCAUCGGCUCUUUAGCCGGCGCACAGGAAGACUGCCCUGUUACGGGUGGUUCCGUUAUUGCUCACACGGGCGACCCUGCUGACGUUGAUGCAGUCAAUAUGUACGUCACGGGUAACACGUCGGAAGUAGGCGUGCUAUACCUCACAGAUGUGUUCGGCAUUCAAUUGGCGGAGAACAAGUUGCUCGCCGACAGCUUCGGACGCGCCGGUUACCUCACUGUUGCGCCGGAUAUGUUUAAUGGGACCCCAGCUCCAGGGGAUAUCAAUGGACAGCCGGACUUUGACGUGGUCAAGUUCCUCGCCGACCAUAGCCCUGAGGUAACUGAUCCAAUCAUCGCAACAGCGAUUGAUUUCUUGCGGACCGAGCUCGGAGUAAAGAAAGUUGUUGCGACCGGCUAUUGUUUCGGUGGCCGAUACACGUUCCGCGUCCUGGCCGAAGGGAAAGGCGUGGAUGUGGGCUUCGCUGCACAUCCAAGUCUGCUAGAAGAUGCCGAGAUCUCUGCCAUCACGGGUCCGGCUAGUAUUGCGGCGGCAGAUGCGGAUGACAUGACACCUCCCGAAAGGAGAUCUGCGAUCGAAGCGUUGCUUCUAGAGACUGGACAUCCCUACUCGUUGGCAUUAUACGGUGGCACUCAACACGGAUUUGGCGUACGUGCAAACAUCUCAGACCCGAAGCAGAAGUUUGGGAAGGAAGAGGCUUUCUUUCAGGCGAUCAGAUGGUUUGAUGCUUGGGCUUAG